Mirounga angustirostris (Northern elephant seal) is the source of this 3627-nucleotide messenger RNA. It is a transcript of the gene CUNH16orf96, whose product is annotated as chromosome unknown C16orf96 homolog. The coding region runs from base 391 to 3627 and encodes 1078 amino acids. Lineage: Eukaryota; Metazoa; Chordata; Mammalia; Carnivora; Phocidae. The transcript is spliced from 16 exons. The record is from RefSeq and is a predicted model, not a curated record.
CUGAUUCUAGAGGCUUCCAAGAAGCGAGCUACUUCCCCAUCACCUUCGCUGCAUGCUUCUUGGAAGGGGUCAUCGGUCUUCCAUAACUGAAGGGCUUGAACUGAAAGGCUGACCGUCCAUCUGUUCAAACACCCAGCACCUUCUAAUUGAGCACCCACCCUGCCCCACUCCGGGCUCUCGGAAGCACGCCCACUCGCCCACGUUCUCUGGUGUCCUAGCAACCAGAAGCUCUCAUCUGAACUCCGGCCCGGACAGAGGCCAUUUUCUCCCAUGACCUGCUGCCUCCCUGGACCUCUGCGGAUCUGUCCACACAGCUUGUGGGUUCCCUGAAAGCCACCACUUGUCCCCGAGGACGCCCAGAAGCCCAGCCACACCGAGCCUACCUGCAGGAUGAGCUUCUCACUCACGUUCUCCGAGCUGGUCAACAUCGCCAUCCCGCAGUGCGGGGUGGUGAACUUCAAGGCCCUGCACCUCCUGCUUCAGGGCAUCCUGGAGCACAUCCACAUGGCUGAGCUCAAGAAGGUCCUCUCAGGAGACGAGGACUUUCUUCAGACCUCACCAGUUGUGUUCAUGCCCCGGGAAGCAGACGCCCAGCCCGUCCUCAGCCCCAUGAAGAGGCUCAGCAAUGUCUUUGACCACGUGGUGAGCCGCAUCGACAAGAUGGAGAGCCAGCUGGCCGUGCUGCAGGACCUGCCCUCCACUUCCCAGCUGCUGGAGGGCAGCCAGGGCAGGGGCCAGCCCGCCCAGGACCUGUGGCACCUGAUAAAGCUCCGGAAGAUGGUGGAGGGCAACGAAGAAGCCACGGCAAAGUCCAUGAAGACUCUGCAGGAUUUGCUUACUGACAUUUAUGCACUCAGGAACACCAUUGAAACUCUCAGAAAGGAUGUGGACAGACUGAAGGACAUAGUUGACAAGAUGCAGCCAGAAAGAAUGGAUACUUUGUUCGAAGAUCUGAAAGGACAGAGCAGGAUGAUGAGUGCACUGCAGCGGGAAGUGGUUACUCUCCAGAGCAAAAUCCUCACCAUCCCCAAAGCUGAGGACGUGGUGCUCUGGAGCAGCCUCCACGAGGCCAUGUUCAACCCCGGAACUUCUGCAAGAGGAGCUGGUCCAACACAGAUUGAGGAUUCGGACCUGUGGCAGUUGGUGGAGCAGCUCCCAGAUACUGGUCUUCCUCAGACCACCGAGUACCGUGAAGCUGUUGGUCGUGUCCAGAUCUCAGAGGCCAUCCAGAGCCCCAGGUUACUGGAGACUAUCUGGCAUUACGAGACCCCCAGGCAGCUACAGGAGGAGGAAUAUGACCAAGCUGUUCUACUCACUGGGGCCCAGGGGCCAGGGCAGGCUCCGGGGCUUGAGCCCGGGUCUAUGCCCACACCGGGGCCACAGCCCGAGGCCAUACCUGCUCCGGGGCCUGUGCCGGGGCCCAGUCUGACACCGGGGUUCACACUACCACCUUGGCCUCCAUUCAUACCUGGGCCUGGCCCUGGACCUUGGCCUGCCCUUGGACCUGGGACUGCCCCCGGGCGUGCACCUGCCCCAGGGCUUCAGCCUAUGCCGGGAGAACGCUGGCCUUCCCCCAGAGGCUUGUCCAGGGCUAGCACGUGGCCCUUCUGGGGCUCAGGCUUCUUGGAGCCUGCACAGUCCCAGGACUUCAGGUCCCCACUGCCAGCCAGGGAGUUUAGCUCAGUGUGGCCCCGUCUGCUGCAGUCACAGUCUGGCCAGGCAAAGGUGCACCUGCUCCCAGCUGUCUCAGAAAUUGAGGAAGACUAUGUAUCCCAGGACGUGCCAGCCCCUCAGGACAGGGCCCCCAGGGCUGGGGUCCCCAAAGAAGCACCCGCUAAGACUCCCCAGUCUGCCCUUCAGCGCCUGAAGACCACUGCGGCCAUCGCGGCCGCCGCCGCGGCCUCCUACACAACGGCUGCCACCUCAGCGGCCCGGAGAGCCGAGGUUGUCGCCAAGGCUGUCAGGGACGCCCCUGCCACCAAGUUGGCCACCACAGCAACAUCCGUGGCUGCAUCCGGGCCCUUAGGGGCAUUCGCAGACAGCCUGGGUGCGGGCUCUUCCCGCGGGGCCUUGGCUUUCACUGAGGACACAGAGGUGGAGGACUUGAAGGUGUUGGGUGAGGACCUCUCUCCGCUGUACCCUGUUACCAGCCUCCCUCCUGAAAGGACCCUGUCCCAGGUCAUGCUGGCCGCCCAAAAGGCUGUGACCCCUGAAGACAAGAAGACGGCCGUCAGGUACUCCAUGGGCCGCAUAGCCCAGAUGCCCAUUAGACACGACUCCCUGAAAGAAGAGUUUGCCCAGCUGUCAUCCACCCUUCAACAGCGCUUGAAUUACCUAGCUAAUAUGGGAGCCUCCUCCAAGCUUGGGACGACAGUGGACGUACUGCAGGAAAAGAUCGGGAGCCUCCAGAGAUCCAGGAUAAAGGAGGAGGAACUCAAGAGAGUUUGGGGUCACCAGAUAGAGAAGAUAAAGAAUCACCACAUCGUGCUGGACAGGGCAGUGGAGAAGCUGCAGAUUCGCUUGGAUGACUUGAAGAUUGUCCAUGCUCAAAUUAAAAACCUUGAAAUGCACAAGGUGGACAAAAGUGUGAUGGAGCAGGAGUUGAAAGAGAAAGCCGACAGGAGCACCCUGGCAAGCAAGGCGAGCCGGGCCGACCUGGAGACAGUGGUGACAGAGCUCAACGAGAUGAUUCAGGGCAUGCUCUUCAGGGUCGUGACCCAUGAAGAUGACUGGAAGAAAGCUCUGGAGCAGCUGAGCAAGGACCUGAGCACCAAGCCGGUCCACAGCGAUUUGAAUGGUCUGAAGAAAGACAUGGAUGAGAUCUGGAAAGUACUCAGGAAGCUCCUGAUUGAAGGCCUCCGAUUUGACCCUGACAGAGCUGCUGGCUUUAGGAAGAAACUGUUUGAGCGGGUGAAAUGCAUCUCCUGCGACCGGCCAGUGGAGCUGAUGACGGGCCCGCCACUCAUCACCAUCCGCAAAGCCCACCUGCUUUCGAGGCUGCGGCCAGCCAGCGCCAACACCUAUGAGUACCUGCAGCAGCAACAGUUGAGGGAACACCGGCGGCUACAGCAGCUCCGGGACCUUGGAGACCAGCACAGUAGUCUGGAUUCGCUGGGGUCCCAGAAGGACUGGGGCGAUGGCCCUGGCAAUUUUGCCAACCUCAAGUUCAACUCCUAUGACUUGUCAACGCUCUACCCCUACGGGGACCCCGAGGUGUUGGACUAUGACACCGCUGAGGUGGACAUUCUGGGAGUGGACGGGAUCCUGUACAAGGGCCGAAUGACCAACCAGGAUGGGGCACGGCCUUUGACCAGCGUUGAGAAGGAGAUGACAGCUGUGAAGAUUCCGCACCCCCCAACUCGAAACCUGUAUGAUCGUGAACGCCCGAGUAACUUUUAUGGUUCCAUCUACCCCCCCCUGCACCCCCACGCCAGCUCGGCUGCCUUAGGCCCCCCGCCUACGACACCAGCUCGGCCUCCAUCGCUGCCGCCCCUGCCACUGCUCCCCCCACUGACGCCAUCCGGGCGGGACCCCCAGCAGGCCCCAGGGCCCGCCCGGCACUCAAGGGCUCUGCGCCUCGAGUCCCGAGCCAGCAUGCAGCCCUCCGAGGAGCCCACCAAUCCGUGA